CCUCUGCUGGAAGACUUUUCGGCUGGCCGAGGGCGGUGUGGAGCGCCGCGGCAAUGCUGGGACGACGGACGAAGACGACGAGGAGGAACGCGCACUGACCGGAUUGGAAGUUGAUUCCAGCCCAGAGCGACGCCUCGGCUCGGCUUUUUUUUUUGGAAACUCUCCGGCGCAAGAGUGUGACUGCGGAGAGAGAAAAUGCCUGUGAAAAGCAAAUACAACCUGGUCGAUGAUGGGCACGAUUUGAGGAUCCCGCUCCACAACGAGGAAGCCUUCCAACAUGGAAUCAGCUUCGAGGCAAAGUACAUCGGCAGCCUCGACGUGACGCGACCGAGCAGUCGAGUGGAGAUCGUGGCUGCGAUGAGAAGAAUCAGGUAUGAGUUCAAGGUGAAAAACAUCAGAAAGAAAAAGGUCAGCAUCGUGGUGUCGGUGGAGGGCGUCAAGGUGGCCUUGCGAAAAAAGAAGAAAAAGAAGGAAUGGAUGUGGGAUGAGAAUAAGAUGAUGGUGAUGCAGGACCCCAUCUACAGGAUAUUCUACGUGUCCCAUGACUCGCAGGAUUUGAAGAUCUUCAGUUACAUCGCGCGAGACGGCCACAGCAAUGUCUUCCGCUGUAAUGUUUUCAAGUCCAAGAAGAAGAGUCAGGCCAUGCGCAUUGUCCGGACUGUUGGUCAGGCAUUUGAGGUCUGUCACAAACUGAGUCUGAAGAACGCACAGCACAACAAGGAUGGACAGGUGGACUGCCACAGUGAAAAGAAUGGAAACGGCUCCUCCAUUUCAGUCGACUCCGGUGGAGCGGACAAGACGGCGACCGUUCUGGAGGAGACCGACAUCGAUGCCGAUGAGACGAACCAGCUCCCGGUGGCCGAGGAGCUCAACGUGAACCGGGGGGUGACCGAUCUGGAUGCCACCACGGCCAAGACGUCAGACCUCAGCCGCUCACGCAAUACGAUUUCCGAAGAAGCCUCCUUGCUGACGUCCAGCCCCAGGCUGCUGCUCCCCGCAUCAAGCGCGCUCUCACCCGGCGCCCCCUUGUCCGUUCACCAUCAGAUCCAACUCCUCCAACAGCAACUUCAGCAGCAACAGCAGCAAACGCAAGUGGCCGUGGCACAGGCGCACCUCUUGAAAGACCAGCUGAGCGCCGAGGCCACGGCCCGACUGGAGGCGCAGGCUCGAGUUCACCAGCUGCUGCUGCAAAACAAAGACCUGCUGCAGCACAUUUCGCUGCUGGUCAAGCAGAUCCAGGAACUGGAAACCAAAAUCACCGCACCCAACUCCACGGGAUCCCAGGACAGUUUGUUGGAGAUCACCUUCCGCUCCUCGGUGGCCCCGGUAAUCUGUGACCCGACGACGCCCAAACCGGAGGUGUCUGCCUUGAACCUCCCCCUGCUUUGCACCACCGACGUGGCCGUGAACGCAUUCGCAUCUUCCAACGGGAACGUGGGAAGCCCGCUAGUUGACCAAAGCAUGUUUGAGAAUUCUGUUGCCCAGCAACAGAGUCCCCAGACCAGCAGGCAAGGCCAGCCCUCGGCCAAAAGAACCCCAGCGUCCCCAAACGCCAAUCUGGGCGCUGGCUCGUCGGACUCUCCUUCCUCGGGAGGCCAACAGAGGCUGAAAAAUGCCAUCAAUCUGGGCAAAGCCGUGGGGGCAAAGAUGAAUGACCUGUUGAGGAGGAAGGAAUCCAGCCACGUGGGGGACAUCGGCGUCACCGAGGUCAACAAAAACGCUGCGGCCGCGUGGACUUGCAUGGACCAACUCGGCCAGAAUUCGGCAAACAGUCACUUUCCCUUCGACGCCAUCCCUCGGCUUGACCCGCCGCCGCCGUCGGGAAAGAAGCGUCUCCCUCGGGCGUUGAUGACCACCCGGGAAAUGAUGAUCUCCUCCGACCCGGUGGUCUCCUCUCCGGAUGCUGCGGACUUGUCCUCGCCGAUCUCCUCCCCCAUAACGACGCCCCUCAUCACCGAGGAGGAUGCGCAGAACGGCGAGCUGGACGACGGGUCGGCAGAUUUCAGCUCCGCUGUGGAGCGAGCCGACGGGACCUCGGCAGUCGGGGAGACGGAGAUCGCGGGAAGCGAUGGAAAGGCGGACGCGGAGACGCGCGCAGAAGAGUCGAGUGGAGGACACGCCGAGGAACAGCAGCUUCAUCCCUCCGUGCCAGACCUCCUCAACAAGGAUCCUCCGUUACUCGAGGCCCGAGCGAAAACCUGCGACGUGCGGCAGGGGCCGUUGGAUGUGGACUCCGGCGUGACCUCCACGCCGCGCUCGGGCAAAACUCGCCGCCGCCUCAGCCUGAGCGAGGAGGCCUCCGUUGCCGAAAGCGGGAAAGAUGACUCGCCGAGUCUGGAGGACGCAGAGCCGCAUCCGGAUCUGCUGUCCUUUGACUGAGUCCGAGACGCCGUCGCAGUUUGAUUCCGCUUGCUCUUCAUUUUCGUCGGGUGGCGCAAACCCGUGACGCUCCCCGCCGAUCGAAAGCAUUGGAGAAAACAGACCGGCCGGCUCCAGAAUUUCUUGGAAAAGGGAACAAAACCGGGAAGAGAGCUAAUGUGUUUUUCGGUCACAUUUCAAAAGCUUUGACAGUCAAAAAGUCCAGCUUCUCAGGGCGGUUUGGUGUCUGGAAAACUGCACGUAGUCCGUCUCAAGAGAAAUGUGGCACAUUUAAAACGAGACGUCAAAAGAGAAGAAGAAGGUGUUUGACGGUUGAAAAGGAGAAAUGACCACUUGUACUUUUUACUGACAUAUCUGCCUUGAUAAUGAAGGAAGCGCAAAUGCAACAGUGAAGGGUGCAAAAAAAAAAAAAAAAAACGGGAUGAGGAAAUGGGAUGAAAUAAAUGCUCACGUAAGGAGAAGGGGGCAGACCGGUGGACCGGAGAUUUUAAAAUUCCCUUUUGAGCUGUUAGCCAUUGGUUCCAAAUGUUGACAUCCAUUGAAAUUCACAUCCAACUAACAUACCAAAAAAUAAAUAAAUAUUGGUUGUGUUUGUCGAGAUUCGAAAAUGUUGCAGCAAAAUAGAGUGAAGAUGUUCCAUGGAGGAGCAUCCCCGGCUGAGUGAACGUUUCCCUUUGCAAAAACGUGCACACGGCUGAAUGGAGGCAUUGAUUGAUUGACGGAUAAAUGAAUGUAUCGAAAGUGAGCUGGUUAAAAAGAUCCAUUCUGUGGUUCUUCCCAUCAUCAAUGGUUUAUUUGUGUGUUUGAAUAUCAAGAAAAAUUCGACAGUACAUAAAAGAAUGUAAUAGUACCACUUUUUCUGACAAGCUCCCUUCCGACUCGGCCCACCUUCACCUUUUUUUUAGCUGACCUUUUGGCCUGUGUUAAAUAUCAUUUUUCUUUUUUUUUUUUGGUCAUGACGCGGGCCGCUGAAAAAUGGAGGGUGGGCCGCGAUGGGCCCCCAGGCCAUCGUUUGGACACCCCAGAUGUGGCCCGUGCCUUUGGGGGGGGGGGCACAAAUUGCAGUUGUGAGCAGAUUCCACCCCCACCCUCCCCUAAAAAUGACCAAGCGAGGUCGACAAGCGGCCUCUCAAAGUGAACGAUGGGACCCCGCAGGGGACUUGUUGACCUCCGAAGCCAACAGAAGUUCCCAGAAAACACAGAGACGACCGUUGUUAGGGCCGAGGCCGCGUCACGAAAAGGAAUGCGGAGCCGGGCUCCUUUUUGAGAAAAAGCCACUUGAGUUUCACUCGCUACUCGCAGUCUAUUUCCGAGCUGGUGUCUUUGUCUCUUUGUCACGCGAGCCGGCCGCGCAUCCUGAACCGUCUUUGUUGGCCGGGAUUACGAGCUCCUCGUUUUAUGGUCGCGCCGGCAAACCUUUUCCAGUAGCUGCUUGGAACUGGCUUCUCAAAUGUCAUGCGGUAAGAUUUGGAGCUCCUGCAAACUGGGAAAGAGUUGAGUCCAAGUCCUUCCUUGACUCUGGUAAUGUUGUCCUUCAAAUUGACAUUUUUUUUUUUUUUUUUAUGAGACAAUUACAUCAAAUGAAAACUAAUUCAACACUUCACUCGAAUGCUGCUCCUUGUGGAGUUUUUAGGAAUCUCAGCGGAUCUCUAGGCAGGACCAGCCCAGCGGCAAUCUGAUUGGCUGCAGCUCGCAAUAUUUUCGUGCACCGCUAAUAUUAGUUCAAUGGACUUUUCACUUGUAUGGCGCUUUUUUUCUACCUUUGGUACCCAAAGCGCUUCCCACCGUUUACCGACGGCUGACGCGUGUUCGCUAUCUUGCUAGAGGACAUUUGGAAACGGUCACAUUGGCGGCGGAUCCGACCCCUCAGCCCCUCUUGGUUGGAAGACGACCGACCACUCUCCCACUGAGCCGCGCCGCAGCGAUGCUGCACCGAUUGUGUCCCGACUGUCAAAAAUAUUUCAAUCACAAGAAGUGGCCACGUUGCCCUUUUUAAUCUUUAUUGCAACCACUGAGCGAAGUCUUUUUUUUUUUUUUUGUACUCAAAAUGAUGCAAAUUGGUUGUGCCUUUUAUACCAACGCAAGUGUUUUCGAGAAAACGUGUGAGCAUGUGAAGUAUCUCAAAGUCUUAUCGUCUGGUGAUGAAAAACAGCUUCUUUUUUUUUUUUUUGUAGUUGUAGUUUCCUUGUUGAGUCCUUUUUGGGCUUGUUUGUUUUGUGAGCUGAACAUGAAAUCAUGAAUGAAGGAAGUUAAUAAACGUCUUGAGAUGAUGAAAUGAAGGAACAAAGGAGCCGCUCAAAACAAAAGGAGGUCAAGGUCCCUUUGAAAUGUUCAUGCGAGACUUCAAAUUGCUUUUUGUCUGCAGCAAAGAUAUGCUUGGAAAUCUAAAAACGUUGAUGAUUCUUCGGGACAUUUAAGGUUUAUUUUCCAAAAUGUAUCACUCACCUGCUGAUUGUAAUUGACAUCAUGUGGAAAUAGAUUGGAGUUGGAAUUUUG
Messenger RNA from Hippocampus comes (tiger tail seahorse), 4875 nucleotides. Its product is annotated as carboxyl-terminal PDZ ligand of neuronal nitric oxide synthase protein-like. NCBI's taxonomy places the organism in Eukaryota, Metazoa, Chordata, Actinopteri, Syngnathiformes, Syngnathidae. The record is from RefSeq and is a predicted model, not a curated record. Bases 196 to 2379 code for a protein of 727 amino acids. The transcript is spliced from 13 exons. Gene Ontology annotation, molecular function: nitric-oxide synthase binding.